This is a messenger RNA of Phymastichus coffea, 2497 nucleotides long. RefSeq lists its product as uncharacterized. Lineage: Eukaryota; Metazoa; Arthropoda; Insecta; Hymenoptera; Eulophidae. Gene Ontology annotation, biological process: regulation of DNA-templated transcription. The record is from RefSeq and is a predicted model, not a curated record. Bases 1 to 1341 code for a protein of 446 amino acids. The transcript has 4 exons. Gene Ontology annotation, cellular component: nucleus.
AUGCUACCAUGUCUAAAGAAAAUCUCUUAUUCUGUCUUGAAACAAGCUGAAAGUAAUAAAGUACAUACAACGAAAGAACAUUUUCUACAGAAACAACGCAAAGCUCAACAGGAUACAGUAAAGCUUGUCAAAUUUUGUCAUCCUGUAACUAAUCGUAAGACAGACAAUAAUAUUGAUAUAAAACAACGAAAUGAUUGCUUCGUUGAAAAAUACUCAACUUUACGGAAUAUUGAACGUCAUCACUCAUCGCAACGUUCUGGUCGUUGUUGGUACUUGGUGAUUGGUGUAACAUUGCUAAGAGGUCCAAAUUUCUUCGAUAUAAUUCGUUAUUUAUACAUCAAAUGUGAAAUAAAUAAUUACAGAUUCAAAUACAUCUCCUGUGGAAUAAAACCAACGCUAUAUCGUGUUGCUCUGGCAUCUUUAACGGCUACCUAUACUGACUCGGAGGGUGAGGAUGGGGCGGAUGACAACUUUCAAGAUAAUUCAAAUAGUCCCACAGAGGCUACCGCUAGAUCAGACAGAUCUGCCUCAAGUAGCCCCUCCGAUUCCUCAAACCAUAGUAGCAAGAAUAAUAACUUGCCCAAUGUUCCCACCUUAGUUACAGAUGUAACUUCAAAGGUCCAGAGAUUGGUUUCAUAUUUUGAUGACACAGUAGUUUCUGACGAUGAAGGAACUGCAGUAGCAAUUUCUGAACAUGUGUUUUCCAUCAAUGGAAGACAACAUUCAGAUGUUCGUGAAAAGCAGUCCCCGGAUCGUCCUUUGAUUUCAGAUAAUGAAGCAGACGAGUAUGGUGUUAUAAUUCCUCCUGAACCCCCAAGCGCAUGUCCAUCCGAUCUACAGGAAAAAAUAUCAAAACUUUAUGUCAAAAUGGAAGAUGGUCGGUUAGACAUGAAUAAAGUGAUUCAAAAUAGAAAAGAUUUCAGAAAUCCUUCUAUUUAUGAAAAACUUAUUCAAUUUUGUAAUAUUAAUGAGUUAGGUACAAAUUAUCCACCAGAUAGGUUUGAUCCAUUCAAAUGGUCCAAAGACUCUUAUUACGAAGAACUUGCCAAGGCUCAAAAAGUUGAAAUGGAGAAGUUAGAAAAAGCAAGGAAAGAAAAAACAAAAAUAGAAAUUGUAUCAGGGACAGCUAAACGACCAAAUCCAACUCCUGCUGUCACAGAAGAGGACAUUAAAAAACGGAAAAGCAAGUGGGAUCAAGUAGCUACAAAUCCUCUCACAGGUACAGCAGUCAAACCUGCUGUGGUAACACAACCAGCUUUAACAACGUUAACGUCAUCAGUCACUGGUACAAAAACUACAGUAAUAUCAGCUUUUGGUUCAGUACCAAAAAAAAGAUUGUAAGAACAUUUGCAGUGAGUACUUUGAAUAAUUACUUUAAAUAGUUUACCAUUAAUUAGGUCAUAUUUAUUUUUAUUCUCACAAUCUUGCGUCAAACUUCAAAUCAAAGAUUGAAAGCCUUUUUUAAAAUAGAUACUUAUAAUUGAAAGUGUAUUCUUACAUCAAUCUAAAUUUUAUAUAUUUAUAAAUAAAUCUUGAGUCAGUUUAUUACACUGAUAGUAAACCUUUGAUUGAACUUCAAAUUCUAAUAAAGACUUUCAUGAAAUGAUAUAGAUGAUUCUGUUGGUAUUUCGAGAUUUAUAAAUUUGAAAAGUUAAAUACCAAUACUGCCACUGUUUUUACAAUUUGUAAAAAGUUUAUGUGAAUUUCAUCCAUAAAAACAGAAUAACUAUAUGAAACGUGACAGUGUGAAUGAUCAACUAAUGUUAUUGAAUGUGAACAAGUUUGCCUUUGUAAAAUAUUUUUUUUUUUUUCUUUAAUGAAAAUGGAUGACGAAAUAAUUAAUUUUAAUUUUCUAUUGUAUUGUACUGAUGAUAAGUUUUGAUAUUCCUCCAUGUAAAAGUCCAUGUGAAAAAAAAAUUGUAGAACCAAACAUUGCAGUUCCAAGUCUUUUUAUGUGUACAAUAUCAAAGGCAAAUACCAGUUUCUUUAUAAAUUGCUAAAAUUCCCAAUUAUUUUAGUAAAAUUACAGAAAUUUAUGAAAGAAUAGAUGCAGUAAUUUAAAUUUACCUUUGAUAUUUCCGUAGCAAAUAUUACACUAUGAAUUAUUUUAUAAAUAAAUAUGAUUUUUCAACACUCUGUACGCGAGAACUUGACUUUACGCAUGCUCGAGUAGUCGAACAUGCUUAAAAUCUCGUCGCGUACACGUAUCGAAAAACAAAAGUUAAACAUAUGUGCGAGGAAGUGAUUUCAGUCUCGUAUGGCCUCUUUACCCAAGCAUCGUUCGAGCGCAAACGUCCACAUAAGACUGAAAUUAUUUUCUGGCACUAGUAUUAAAAUGUACUAAUAUGGUUUUUAGUAAAAGAUUAUGUAUACAUUUAAAUUUGAUUAAGAUAAUAAUUAUUGUACUAAAAAUAGAAAAAAAUAACAUUCUAUUUGCAUAAGUACAACUACAAAUAUUUAUUUCAUGAAUAAAGGAAUUUGUACAUCGUGAUAAGUG